UUGCAUAUGACAAGUUAAAUAUAAAUAAAUAUCUAAGAAAUGUCAGACGAAAUCGAUGCUAUCCUUGGUGAUGAAGCUAAACUUCAAGAAGUAGUUGAUCAUUGCUUCCAAGAAGCAGAUGCAAAUGGAGAUGGUACCAUUGAUGUUCAGGAAUUUGAAGCUCAUAUGAAAAUGGUCUAUGAAGAUAUUAGUAUCCCUACCCCAACUCAAGAGAACAUGGAGACUUACAUGGGUACAUUGGAUAUUAAUAGCGACGGAAAGUUAGAUAAAGAUGAAUUCAAGAAAUACGUUGUCGACAUGUUGAACAAAGAUAAAGAAUCCAGAACUUCUUAAGGAAAAUCCACUAGUUUAUCCUUAAUACGCCAUGCUAGAUCUUCA
Messenger RNA from Moneuplotes crassus, 378 nucleotides. The record is from the annotation of a GenBank genome assembly. NCBI's taxonomy places the organism in Eukaryota, Ciliophora, Spirotrichea, Euplotida, Euplotidae.